This is a messenger RNA of Cottoperca gobio, 1567 nucleotides long. RefSeq names its product prostaglandin reductase 2 (gene ptgr2). The record is from RefSeq and is a predicted model, not a curated record. Gene Ontology annotation, molecular function: 15-oxoprostaglandin 13-reductase [NAD(P)+] activity. Lineage: Eukaryota; Metazoa; Chordata; Actinopteri; Perciformes; Bovichtidae. Bases 251 to 1294 code for a protein of 347 amino acids. The transcript has 8 exons. Gene Ontology annotation, biological process: prostaglandin metabolic process.
ACAGGGAACCCUCUUGCUUUGAGCUGACUUUCUCAAGGGGUCUUUUGACUUUCUGCUAUCCUGCAGACAGAACAGAAGGAGUGUAAACAGUGUUUAUAAUAUGUUUUGUAACUAGUUUGCCAUUUUCUCGUUUUGCUAUUUAAUAUAGGUUAAAGCAGUCACACAUUUAAAUACUUAAUCAAGCCUGACGGUUGUUGCCAGGUCUGAUUUUACUUAGCAUAGAUACCAAGGCUAACGUUACUUUUCAAGGAUGCAGGUGCAGAGAGUCGUUCUCAACUCACGACCAGGUAACAACGGGGUGCCAGUUCCUGAACAUUUCCGCCUGGAGGAGACGACUUUGGUACCUGAACUGAAAGAUGGGGAAGUCCUUGUUCGGACGCUUUGCCUCUCAGUCGACCCUUACAUGCGAUGCAGAAUGAAUGAAGACACCGGUGUUGAUUAUGUGACUCCGUGGCAGCUGUCUGAGUGUGUGGAUGGUGGAGGUGUUGGCGUGGUUGAGUCCAGCCGCUGCAGUACUUGCAGUGAGGGAGAUAUGGUCACUUCAUUCAACUGGCCUUGGCAGACCAAUGCUGUCAUGAAAGGAAGUGUCUUGCAGAAGGUUGAUCCACAGUUGGUUGAUGGACACUUGUCCUACUUUUUAGGUGCAGUUGGUAUAACAGGGCUCACUGCACUGUUGGGCAUAAGAGAGAAGGGCAAUGUGACCAAAGGGGCCAAGCAGACCAUGGUGGUGAGUGGCGCGGCCGGGGCCUGUGGCUCCAUAGCUGGACAGAUUGGCAGGAUGGAUGGUUGUGUGAGAGUGGUUGGGAUUUGCGGGUCUGAUGAGAAGUGCAGAGCUUUAGUAGAUGACCUGGGCUUUUCUGCAGCCAUCAACUACCGCCAAGAGGACGUCCCUACGAGGCUUAAGGAGCGCUGCCCUAAUGGGAUAGAUGUUUACUUUGACAACGUGGGCGGUGCCAUCAGUGAUGUUGUAAUCGCACAGAUGAACAACAACAGCCAUGUGGUCCUGUGUGGGCAGAUCUCACAGUACAACAAAGAUGUGCCGUAUCCUCCGCCCCUGAGUGAGGAGAUACAGGAAACCCUGCGAAGGAAGAAUAUCACCCGGGAGCGAUUUACAGUGCUUAACUACAUGAACAAAGCAGACUCUGCCCUCUGUGAACUCAGCCAGCUAGUUAAAUCAGGCCAAAUCAAUGUGCUGGAAACUGUGGUGGAUGGCAUUGGAAAUAUGGGAGAUGCAUUUUGCUCUAUGAUGAAGGGGGGAAACAUUGGCAAGCAAAUAAUAAAGCUAUCGGAGUGAAGAAAAUGACUAGCUGCUCUCAUCAGACGGACAUCUUGGGAAAUGAACACUGCAGUAGCCUUUGUCACACUGCCAUUAACACUAAUUUAAUGAACUGUAGUACGAUAUUGAAUAACAAUGAUUAACCAUAAAUGAAAAAUAACACCAUGUUCUUUGAAAUUGUGUUAUUGAGAAAAAGAAAAGUAAUGUUAGAUAAGUCUUGAAUUUGAAUACUUGUUGAUUUUAAACCUUUUGGAAAUUGAUGCAGAAGUUUAAUAAAUGUAUUGUACAAUA